Messenger RNA from Astyanax mexicanus (Mexican tetra), 1038 nucleotides. Its product is annotated as serine/threonine-protein kinase pim-2-like. The transcript is spliced from 5 exons. Gene Ontology annotation, biological process: protein autophosphorylation; regulation of mitotic cell cycle; negative regulation of apoptotic process. Gene Ontology annotation, cellular component: cytoplasm. The record is from RefSeq and is a predicted model, not a curated record. NCBI's taxonomy places the organism in Eukaryota, Metazoa, Chordata, Actinopteri, Characiformes, Acestrorhamphidae. The coding region runs from base 31 to 867 and encodes 278 amino acids. Gene Ontology annotation, molecular function: protein serine/threonine kinase activity; ATP binding.
UGUAGUGUGUAGUGAACACAGUAGAAGACGAUGGAUCAGCGUUCAGAGCUCGCAGAAACCUUUGCCUCCAGUUAUGCUGUUGGAGAGCAACUCGGCCAAGGAUGCUUUGGCUCGUUCUUAAAGGGAAGACGCAUUUCAGACGGCCUGCAGGUGGCAGUGAAGAUUGUCGCAAAGCAGAAAAGUCACAGAUAUUUUCAGAACUCUGAUUGGACCAAAACCAUUCCUGCAGAGGUUGCUCUGAUGCAGAUGGUGAACCAGCCACCCACCUGCCCAAACAUCAUCCAGCUGAUCGAAUGGUUUGAUGAGCCUGACCAUUACAUCCUGGUUCUGGAGCUCCCUAACAACUGCAGGGACCUGUGGGGUUACCUUGACCUCUUUGGUGGAUCAGUGAAAGAAGACAUAGCCCGAAAAAUAAUGCUUCAGGCAGUACAGGCUGCAUCCCAGUGCCUAAAGCAAGGAGUUCUGCAUCAGGACAUCAAGCUUCAGAACUUUCUCAUUAACAUGGACACUUCGGAGGUCAAGCUGAUUGAUUUUGGAUGUGCAGACAAGAUCAAUAGGGCUGAAUAUGUCUGUUCCUCAGAGGAGGAUUCACUAAAGAGGAAGUAUAAGGCCGGCCCUGCAACAGCAUGGGAAUUGGGUAUACUUCUGUACAGAAUGGUGUAUGGAUGCCGUACUUUUGCAGGAAUGCCCCUCUGCAGUAUUCUUAUGAAACCAAGCUUAUCCACCGUUAAGAUAAGUGGAAGUAUCCUGCAAAACAGCACAAUUUUUAAGUUGUGUUUGAAGCUUUUAUCUAAGUACGAAAACUUGUACAAAAAAGUUUUACAAAAACUGAAAGCUGAGAUUAGAGCUAGAAGAAAUGAAACAUGAGGGUUUUCAAGAUGGCAUCUAUGUUCCAGACAUAGCCAAAAAGAUAGUUAGGACCUUACGCAUUAUGACUCAUUACCCUCAUUACUUGCAGAGGUAUUACAUUUCUUAAAUGCAAGAGUUUCCUGCGACUUUUGACUCACCAUGUAGACAUUUAUAACGCUGUGUUUUGUU